AAGGUUUUAGUAAUGGCGACGAAGAAGAGCGAAAAACCCAGCAAAGAAUCAAAGACAAAGAGCAAGGAAGAACACAAGGAAAGCGAGAUAUUCGCGUCAUGCUCUUUCUCCAGCCUCGGCCUCCACGCCACCUUAUGCGACGAGCUCCGAGAAAGGAUGGACUUCGAAGCUCCGACGCUGGUACAGGCCCAAGCGAUUCCAGUUAUUCUCUCUGGCCGUCAUGUACUUGUUAAUGCUGCUACUGGAACGGGCAAAACUGUUGCGUAUUUGGCUCCUAUUAUUCACCAAUUGCAGGAGCACGAACCUCGUAUUCAGCGGUCUGAUGGGACUUUUGCGUUGGUCCUCGUUCCAACGCGGGAGCUGUGCAUGCAGGUUUAUGAAGUAUUGCAAAAGUUAUUGCACCGUUUUCAUUGGAUUGUUCCGGGCUAUAUAAUGGGUGGUGAGAACAGGUCAAAGGAGAAAGCCAGGCUGCGCAAAGGCAUAUCUAUACUUGUUGCAACUCCCGGGCGCCUUUUGGACCAUUUAAGGCAUACAUCAUCAUUCUUGCACACUAACUUGCGUUGGAUAAUCUUCGAUGAAGCAGAUAGGAUUUUGGAAUUAGGAUUUGGGAAAGAAAUAGAGGAAAUAUUAGAUAUCUUAGGUUCAAGGCAUGAUGCGUCCGCUGACAAGGAGAUUGCUGAGUCAUAUAUUUCUGAUCAUCCUAGGCAGAAUGUUCUAUUGUCAGCUACCUUAAAUGAAAAAGUAAAUCAUCUUGCCAAAAUAAGUUUAGAGAAUCCUGUUAUGAUCGGCCUUGAUUACAAGAAAAUGCAGCCAGUGUUAUCAUUUAAAGAUUUUGGUUCAUUGGGAUCUGAUGCAAAUUAUGAAUUAGAACAUCCCGUGAAAAUGAUGAGCCCUUCAAAUGGAGAUUUUAGAGUUCCAGCUCAAUUAGUUCAGAGAUAUGUGAAAGUGUCCUGUGGCUUGCGGCUUGCUGUACUUCUUUCCAUUCUAAAGGAUCUUCUUGAGAGAGGAACUUCCCAAAAGAUUGUGGUAUUCUUUUCAACAUGUGAUGCUGUAGAUUUUCACUAUUCUCUUCUAAGCGAGUUCAAAUUCACACCUCAUCCACAGCCAGAAGAACAACUUAGACAGAUGUUUGUUGGAUGCAAAGCUCUUCGGUUACAUGGGAAUAUGAAGCAGGAGGAUAGAAGAACCGCAUUUCAGGCUUUUAAAACAGAAAAAUUGGCUCUUCUCUUGUCCACAGAUGUUGCUGCUAGAGGCUUGGAUUUUCCAAAAGUUCGAUUCAUCAUACAAUAUGAUUCUCCAGGAGAGGCCACAGAAUACGUGCACAGGGUUGGUAGAACUGCUCGCCUGGGUGAAAGAGGAGAUUCAUUGUUAUUUUUGCAACCGGUUGAAAUGGAUUAUUUACAGGACUUGGAGAAACAUGGCAUAUCACUAACUGAGUAUCCCCUCCUUAAAGUAUUGGAUAGUUUUCCAUUGUACAAUGAGAAACGCCAUGUCAAGAAGGUUCUCGACUUGGAGUCUCAUCCCUGGGUACUACUUCUGCAGAAGGCACUUGAAGCAUUUAUACUGGCCGAGCCAAGGAUGAAGAAACUGGCCAUAACCACAUUUUGCUCUUGGGUCCGAGCAUAUGCCGCCCAUCGUGGUGAGCUGAAGAGAAUUUUCAUGGUGAAGAAACUUCACUUGGGGCAUGUUGCGAAGAGCUUUGCACUGAAAGAACAACCUUCCUUAGUUGGAAAGUCAUUCCAAAAAGAAACAAAGAAGAGGAAGAGAGAUGAAAAGCAAAGGGGACUAUCGAAAAAGAGGAAGUUUUCCCGCAAAACGUUGCGGCAGAAAAUAUGAAACAGCAACAAUAAGAAUCAAAAGUUAAAGAGGGAUAAGCCGUGCCUGAAAGGAUUUGUGUGGGCAGUAGACAAUGGCUGAGCCGGAGCGACUGGAUGCCGAGGGGUAAGGCCUAAGGGACUUGAGGUAGGUCAUUGAUUUUGUGUGGUUCAUUUGCAAAAGGCCAGAGCAAUCAAAUAUAACUACUACAGUUAUGUAGUUUUAGCGUAGUUUGAGAGUUUGUAUUGAGAUUUUGAUGAUUGAAGUUUUGACACAGAAACAAAGAGUAUUGUAGUUCCCAACCAUGAUAAAUGGUGAAUACACCAAGUAUUUUGCCAAUGAUUUUUGCA
Messenger RNA from Juglans regia (Persian walnut), 2165 nucleotides. RefSeq names its product DEAD-box ATP-dependent RNA helicase 17-like. NCBI's taxonomy places the organism in Eukaryota, Viridiplantae, Streptophyta, Magnoliopsida, Fagales, Juglandaceae. The record is from RefSeq and is a predicted model, not a curated record. Gene Ontology annotation, biological process: ribosome biogenesis. Gene Ontology annotation, cellular component: nucleus. Gene Ontology annotation, molecular function: nucleic acid binding; RNA helicase activity; ATP binding. The transcript is spliced from 10 exons. Bases 13 to 1836 code for a protein of 607 amino acids.